Molecule: messenger RNA, 228 nt
Organism: Anisakis simplex (herring worm)
Lineage: Eukaryota; Metazoa; Nematoda; Chromadorea; Rhabditida; Anisakidae
Source: the annotation of a GenBank genome assembly
GAGGAUUUAGAUGGUUGUGAAAUGAUGGAAUGUCCACUGGAGAAGGGUGUCAUUCGAAAUUUCACGAUGAACGUCGACAUGCGCGAUGGUGCAGCGUUCCUUGACAAUGGGAAAUUAUAUCAGCUGAGAAUGAUCAUUAAAAAUGGCGAUCGACCGAAGAACGUACGUCUCGCCGACUAUGAGCCUCCACUACUCGGAUGUACAGUAAUGCAGGCAACGAUUUUGUGA